AUGGGCGGGGCCUUGGCCAACCCUGUUGUCACGAGCCGAUCUCAAGCCGCCGAGGCCGAAAUAGAAACGCUUUCCCAAGAUGAUGGCGUUGGUAUUGAAUGGACAGGCUCCAUCUUCCCCGGUGAAGAUCCUGUUACAUUAUAUGGCACCGUCGAGGUUAUCCUUGCGGCAAUCCUAGCCUUGAAUCCAAAUUACCAGCCCGAUCCAUUAUCCACAUCUUCCGACAUUUCCUCGGGGAGUGAGCCCUCCUGGGAACUCAGCAUCGGUAACGAGUCCGCCUCCGACAUAGAGAAGAGACAGGCGGUCACGUACUCUGUGGGCUGUGCGCCCAUGGCCACGGCUCUCAAGCCAGGGAUGGGGGAAUUCAACGACGGCACUUCGAUUCCUUGCCGAGAUGCUGCCGUGAUGCUCACGUGGAUGCAUGAUAGGUGCUGCCGCUACUCAUUUGGCAUCUCAGCCCACGUUUACCCGUCUCAUCGGGACUAUAGCGUGUGGCUUGGCUACGGAAACUGCAACCAUGCGGUGAAUAGGCGACCCUCGACCUAUCCGUACCCUGGUGAACAAGAAGCGCUCGCGCACCACCACGAGACCACCCAAGAGGAAGCCCUCCCCAAUACGAGUUAUCCGACCCAGCCCCGUGCCCGCAGCCCCACCCCUCCUUCGUCGGGAAAAGCAGCGGGCCCGACCGCCGAAGAGCCCUUCAACUUCCCAUCCGACGCGCCGCCCCCAGCCUACACGCCCCAGCAGGGUUCCUCCUCCUCCUCCUCCCGCGCGAAACCCAUCGCCAUCCCCCAAAACGGCUCGGGCGCCAUCUCGCCCUUCAUCCUCGCCUACCCGCCCUCGCUGCUCGCGCACGGCAUCACGAGCGAGGGCUGGUACGCGUUCCAGCGCACCAUCUCGGCGUUCCUGACCGCCAACGUCUGA
Messenger RNA from Parascedosporium putredinis, 924 nucleotides. Lineage: Eukaryota; Fungi; Ascomycota; Sordariomycetes; Microascales; Microascaceae. The record is from the annotation of a GenBank genome assembly.